UUUUCUAUAGGCAAGGGGGGGAGGAUUCAUCACUAGCACCCAGCUUUGUCUUAAUCUGUACUGUUAUUUGGCACAGGUUAAACUAAACAUGACAUUUGUACACUUUAUAAACUGCGUGGCGCUGGCAUAUUCACCCUACGUUGUGACAUACAAGACGUCAAUACUAUCCGAGUACAAUACUUUGAUGGAUAUUGGAUUCGCUGGAAUGAUCUACAUGGUGACACAGUUGAUAAAGAUGUUAGCUCUUGCAACCUUUUUUCCUUCAUUGGAUUAUAAUUUAUCCAGCAACCUUAAUAUUGUUGGAGAAGUUCUAAAAAGUGCAGUGGAUAUUGGUGAUUUAUGUGGUCUAUAUUACAUUAUCACGAAGACUGUUGGAAAACCAGAGUUAAAAGUGUUGGUUACCAGUAUUGGUUGGGGAGGUGCACAAGUCCUAUUUAGCUACUUUCUAUCUUUUUGGGUUGGUGCACGAAGUGUUGAAUUUGAUUGGAAGUAUAUUCAAAUGGCUCUUGACUCCAACAUUACUUUGAUACACAUACUAGCAAUGUCCUCGCUUGUUUGGAUGUGGUCUCGAAAUGAUAUCAACCGUUCCAUCCUACCGAUUAUCACCACUCUUCUUGCACUGUGUGUUUUCCGCAAUCCAAUUAUUGAGUUGCUUCUGCAUGUGUAUGUAUUACAUGGCUGGACACUACUAGUGUUGAAAGCUUUAUUUACAUUCUCCGUUGCUGCGGUUUCUUUACAGUUUUAUCUUGGUUUCAUAGAAAGUUGAUACAAGUUUACAACAGUUAGCGUGAACAUGAUAAAAAAAAGUAUGGUAAAUUAAUAAUUUGUAAACUAAUGCUGCUUUGAAAAAUGUCAUUUUAAUGGAAUUCUUUUUUAAAUGUCGUUUUUUACAUGUCACAUGUGUGAAGUUUGGCAUUGAAACUUUGGGUAUGUUCAUGGUCCAAAUAAAAUGUAUUUGAAGUGGUUGAGUAUGCUCCUGUAGCGAUUGAGUGUGUUUUGAGCACAGAUAUAUAUAGUUUUCCAAAUUAACUUAGUGCAUAAAGAUGACAUAUCUUGCAUUUUUCCAACAAGGCAGGAAACUAUCUGCCCAGUCCGUCCGUUCGGCGAACAGACGCCACUUUUCAGUGUAAAACGUUCUUUCCUGUUACUGCUUUCGCACAUGUGUUUCAUGCUAUAAAAGCCCUCCUAUUUUCUGUGUUGGGAGGGCAGUAGGGAGCUCUCUUACACUCUUGCUGUCCUCACGUUUGUUCCUGGCCUGAUGCCGCUCGUUUGUCCGUAUAAUAAACCGAGUUGUCGA
Ciona intestinalis (vase tunicate) is the source of this 1297-nucleotide messenger RNA. RefSeq names its product BOS complex subunit TMEM147-like. Lineage: Eukaryota; Metazoa; Chordata; Ascidiacea; Phlebobranchia; Cionidae. The record is from RefSeq and is a predicted model, not a curated record.